GAGGAUGACAGCAUCCAGACGCUUCCAUCUCUGCAUUCAACUGCUGCUCUCACAGCACAAGCCUUGCCCUCGCACACAGAGGCACAAUCCAGCAAAGUGCAAAACUGCGACCAGGAGUCUGUGCCUCAGGCGGGCCCCCCAGUUGCACGAGCCUUGCCCAUACUCACAGCCGCCCACUCCAGUGAGAUGCAAAGCUGCGACAGGGAGUUUGUGCCCAAUGCGGAUGCUGCAGUUGGUUCACUGCAAGUCUCGGUACAAAAAUCGAAAAUGGCAGGCUCCAUCCUAAUAAGAACUGUUGGUCAGCGCUGUGUGCUUAAACAAAGAGCGGUUCCCUCAUUCCUGGCAGCAGGCUCCUCCGUCCAGCCAUGUACACCGCAGGGGACGACUGCCUCCAAGGGUGAGACGUUUCCCUGA
This is a messenger RNA of Ixodes scapularis (black-legged tick), 414 nucleotides long. RefSeq lists its product as uncharacterized. NCBI's taxonomy places the organism in Eukaryota, Metazoa, Arthropoda, Arachnida, Ixodida, Ixodidae. The record is from RefSeq and is a predicted model, not a curated record. The annotation marks the transcript as partial. The transcript has 5 exons.